Messenger RNA from Heterocephalus glaber (naked mole-rat), 1011 nucleotides. NCBI's taxonomy places the organism in Eukaryota, Metazoa, Chordata, Mammalia, Rodentia, Bathyergidae. The record is from RefSeq and is a predicted model, not a curated record.
UUCCCAGAAGCUCAGAGGGCGGGUUGAGGGCCCACGUGCGAGGUGACUGGCGGAGGCUCGGCUGAGCCGCGGAAGGGCGGCUGGGGGCCGCUCCACCUAGAAGUACCACAUCUCCGAGGUUCGUCAGCAGGCAGGCAAAGAAAAAAUAUGGACCCGCUUACCUUCCCAAAACAUAGAGUAACAAGCUCCAUCAAGCAACAUCUGCCACCAAAAUAAAGAGCCGACAAGGAAGCUUCCUGAGUCUCACUGGUGAGAUUUCUCACAGCCUCCAGCUAUGCGUCUCUCUGCCCUGCUGGCCUUGGCAUCUAAGGUCACGCUGCCUCCCUACCACCGCUAUGGAAUGAGCCGCCCAGGCUCCCUGUCAGAAAAGAGGAAGAACCGCCCGUGGAUCAGGCGGCGCCCAGUACUUGUGGAGCCCAUCUCUGAUGAAGACUGGCACCUGUUCUGUGGGGACAUGGUGGAGAUCCUGGAAGGCAAAGAUGCUGGGAAGCAGGGCAAAGUAGUUCAAGUCAUCCGGGAGCGAAAUUGGGUAGUCCUGGAGGGGCUGAACACACAUUUCCGCUAUGUGGGCAGGACCAAGGAUUCUCGGGGAACCAUGAUUCCUAGUGAAGCCCCCUUGCUGCACAACCAGGUUAAACUUGUGGAUCCUGUGGACAGGAAACCCACUGAGAUUGAGUGGAGAUUCACUGAGGCAGGAGAGCGGGUUCGAAUCUCUGCAAGAUCAGGAAGAAUUAUCCCCAAACCCGAAUUUCCUAGAGCUGAUGGCAUCAUCCCUGAAACGUGGAUUGAUGGCCCCAAAGACACAUCCGUGGAAGAUGCCCUGGAAAGGACGUACGUGCCUCGCCUGAAGACACUGGAGGAAGAGGUGAUGGAGGCGAUGGGAAUCCAGGAGACCAGGAGAUACAAGAAAGUCUACUGGUAUUGAGCCUGGGAUAGUAGCUCUCCCUUGUCUGAGCUGUGAAGGCUGAGGUGCCUGUUUCUUGGAUACUAAUAAAGUACCAUGAGUCCUCC